Soboliphyme baturini is the source of this 279-nucleotide messenger RNA. The record is from the annotation of a GenBank genome assembly. NCBI's taxonomy places the organism in Eukaryota, Metazoa, Nematoda, Enoplea, Dioctophymatida, Soboliphymatidae.
AUGGAUCAGCGAUUAUGCGACCAGAAGCGCUCUAUCAUGCGUAGCAAACUGUUCCCUGACGUUCAGUUAGAAGAAAUUAAGCGCAAUGUAAAGGAUUCCGAAGCUAAAGAACAAAUUCGAGAAGCCAAGGAAAUGGACGAAACUUAUAUGUGUCUCAGGCGGUCGGUGGUGCUGAACGAAGCGAUCUGUCGGUUCGAAGUCGCGGCAAAGUCAGAAAGAAUCUCCUACUUGCUGUACACGGUCGAUUUGAAGCUGUAUGGAAAUCCGAAGAAGAAAUAG